This is a messenger RNA of Penicillium cinerascens, 975 nucleotides long. It is a transcript of the gene atfB, whose product is annotated as bZIP transcription factor atfB. Gene Ontology annotation, biological process: regulation of transcription by RNA polymerase II. The record is from RefSeq and is a predicted model, not a curated record. The transcript has a single exon. Gene Ontology annotation, molecular function: DNA-binding transcription factor activity, RNA polymerase II-specific; RNA polymerase II cis-regulatory region sequence-specific DNA binding. Bases 1 to 975 code for a protein of 324 amino acids. Lineage: Eukaryota; Fungi; Ascomycota; Eurotiomycetes; Eurotiales; Aspergillaceae.
AUGUCAACUGUGAACUUGAAUCCUCUGCCUAGCAGCCUCCACCUUCCCGACUCCGGCAGCACCGUCGGGCCAUCACCUUUCACUGCGCCAAACGCUUUCUCGGGCGACUUUCUGGAUUUGCCAAUUACAGAAGACGAGCCACAAUUCUGGGGUCUGAGUCCUAUCUCACCAACAAUGGGGAUGGGAGGCUGGGACGCCAAAGCAGACGCCGCGGCCUUUGCCAACUCGACGCUGGAACGAGAUCUCAAGAACGCCCAGGUCCGCAAUGGCCAACCCACGCCGCCGCCCUACGAUGAUCAUCAUACCCGCGAGUCAUCCAGCCCGGAACUCGAGAGUGCCAGCACACGCCGCCGGCUGCGGGAGUCCAAAGUUGUAGCGGACAGUCUGAGCCCGGAUCUGGAUGACAGCCCCCCUCAAGAGCGGGCUAAACGGGCCAAGUUCCUGGAGCGCAACCGACUGGCGGCGAGCAAAUGCCGACAGAAAAAGAAGGAACAUACACAGAAGCUGGAGUAUCGCUACAAGGAACAGUCGGAGAAGAAGGAGCGGCUUCAGGGAGAGAUAGCUAGCCUGCGCUCGCAGAUCCUGAGCCUCAAGAACGAGGUGCUGAAACAUGCUCAGUGCGGUGACGAGCCCAUCAAGCUUCACCUCGCGCAGAUGGUGAAGAAGAUCACCGACAUCGACGGCCCGGCCCCAGCUCCAGUGGACCCACCGAUCAAUAUCGUUGAGCACGUACCCGUGUCGCCGCCUCAAGCUCCUACACCUACGCCUACCAAGCCUACGGUCACGGGCCAGACAACCUCAACUUCGACUCUUUCUUUCGGAUUCGAUGAUCCGCUGCAGUUGGAACCGGCCGCCGUAGCCGCAGCAGAGGCCUUUGAGCAGCAGCUUCGCCGCGAUUCAGAGGCAUCGCUUGUUACCGAGUCCUCCUACACCUUUUUGGCAGACGACACCUUUGACGACCUGAUCAACGUUUAA